AUGACCAACAACACUCCUCUUAUUGACAAUGUUCAGCUGAAUAAUUACACAGUACAACCAGAUGACGACACCAGUGAAGUAUCUAGUGUUCAUAUUGAUACAGAUGAAAUCCCUCACGUCAUGGGUUAUCGUCCAACUCCACCAAGAACAGACUUAAAUCUUCCAACAAUUGAAGCUCUCGAGUCAUUCAAGAAGCAUAGGACAUGCUCUGUUGGAAAUAUUCUUUGGACAUUAUUCUUUGGUUGGUGGGUAAGUUUAUCCUUUGUUAUUUUAAGUCUUUUCUUCUUUAUUACUAUAGUAUUCUACAAACAUGGCUUAUUCUGUCUUAGAGCAGCAUGGUUUGUCUUGUAUCCAUUUGGAAAAAUCGCGUAUUCAAAGGAAACAACGAAAUCAAACAUUUUUGCUAAGAUUUUAUGGUAUCUAUUACUUCCAAUUUAUGGUACAACCACACUUGCGUCCGCUGCAUGCUCUUGGGAGCUUGUUUACUUCAUUCCAAUGGCGAAAACAAUGUUUAAGUUGUUAAAGCUUGCACUUGUCGAGAAUCCUGCCGACAUAUACUUUGCACCAUCUACAGAAAAGAAGACUGGCAUCCCUUUAAUCCUUUGCAAUA
Molecule: messenger RNA, 610 nt
Organism: Trichomonas vaginalis G3
Lineage: Eukaryota; Parabasalia; Trichomonadida; Trichomonadidae
Product: calcium:proton antiporter protein
Exons: 1
Cellular component (GO): plasma membrane
Source: RefSeq, a predicted model, not a curated record